AUGCAACAAGAAUCAACACACGUUACACCAUUGAUCCACGAUGAAGAAUUAAAUAAAAAAGAAAUUUUAAACUGGGAUGUUUAUAGUUAUGGUGGAUAUCUUUUUCAAGAAAAAAGAGAGGUAAUUCAAACAUCUUCAAGAAAGCAACGUCAACAACCAUUAUCCUCAUCUUCAGCCUCAGCAUCUUCAGACGAAGAAGUUCAAAGUGUUAGUUCAGCAUCAUCAACCCCAAGAUUAAAAACCAACUCAUCCUCAUCGUCAUUAAGUUUUAAAAGAGUCCAUUCAUAUGACGAUAUGUGUGCAUUGGUCAUUGCAAAUCAAAAACUAAAUAAAAAAAUGGUCGAGUUCUUUUGGGACAAAUGUAGCGUUAAAAUCUGUGCUGAUGGUGGCGCUAAUAGACUUUAUUCUUUAGGUACCAAACUUAAUCAUGUUAAUAAAUGGGUCCCAGAUUAUAUUAAAGGAGAUUUGGAUUCUCUACAUGAGGGUGUAUCCGAUUAUUAUGCUAAAAAAGGUUCAAGUAUUGUUUUAGAUUCUAGUCAAGAUACAUCGGAUCUUCAAAAAUGUUUCGAAUUAAUAGUUGAUAUUGAAAAAAAUAGUGGUAUAAAGUAUAGAAAAAUUAUUAUUUUGGGUGGUCUUGGUGGUUCAUUCUCUCAUGAAUUUGCAAAUGUAAAUACUCUUUUUGAUCACCCAGAAAGAAAGAUUAUUUUAACAUCAAAAGAAAACAUUGCAUGGCUUUUAAAUCCAUCAUACAAACAUAGUAUAGAUUGUCAAGUUGAAACCAAAUGCUCUUUAAUUCCUUUAGCUUCUAAAGUAUCUGAAGUUUCUACAACCGGUUUAAAAUGGAAUUUAGUAAAUCAAAGUUUAAAUUUUGGCGAUUUAAUUAGUACAUCAAAUGUUUCCAUUGAUACAAGAAUUGUUGUAGACACAUCAAAUCCAUUACUUUUUAUUGUUGAUAUUAAUCCAUAG
This is a messenger RNA of Dictyostelium purpureum, 966 nucleotides long. RefSeq lists its product as uncharacterized. Gene Ontology annotation, biological process: thiamine metabolic process; thiamine diphosphate biosynthetic process. Lineage: Eukaryota; Evosea; Eumycetozoa; Dictyosteliales; Dictyosteliaceae. Bases 1 to 966 code for a protein of 321 amino acids. The transcript is spliced from 3 exons. The record is from RefSeq and is a predicted model, not a curated record. Gene Ontology annotation, molecular function: thiamine binding; thiamine diphosphokinase activity; ATP binding.